Molecule: messenger RNA, 1338 nt
Organism: Saccharomycodes ludwigii
Lineage: Eukaryota; Fungi; Ascomycota; Saccharomycetes; Saccharomycodales; Saccharomycodaceae
Product: cAMP-dependent protein kinase
Exons: 1
Coding region: 1-1338 (445 amino acids)
Biological process (GO): peptidyl-serine phosphorylation
Cellular component (GO): cAMP-dependent protein kinase complex; nucleus
Molecular function (GO): cAMP-dependent protein kinase activity; ATP binding
Source: RefSeq, a predicted model, not a curated record
AUGGAAAACAAUAAUACUCUACCAUGCACUAAUCAGCAAGAAAACAAUAAUUCUCACCAAAACCUGGCAUUAGAUACCAAUUCUUCCGCUAAUAAUCCUAAUACUCCCAUUCCAAUUAUGAGUAACACUUCAUCGUCUACAAUCUCUCAGCAAUAUAUUAACAAUCAAAUAAUACCACCCAUAAUACCAUCCCAACACAAUAACCAGCAACAGCAACAGCAACAGCACCAACUUGAUACUAAUACUAUAAAUGCACACGAUAACACAUUAAGUCUUCUAAAAAACAACUCUUUAGCCAACUUAUCAUCAUUCGAUCAACAGCAGAACGUUGAUAAUAAUACACUCUUUUUUAAAGAAAAUUGUAGGGUAACCAAAGACAAGUAUAAUUUACACGAUUUUCAAAUAUUAAGAACAUUAGGUACAGGUUCCUUUGGGAGAGUGCAUUUAGUGAAGUCUACGCAUAAUCAAAGGUUUUAUGCAAUGAAAGUCUUAAAGAAAUCUACAAUAGUGAGGUUGAAACAAGUAGAACACACAAAUGAUGAAAGAACAAUGCUAAGUUGUGUUAGGCACCCAUUUUUAAUUAGAAUGUGGGGCACCUUCCAGGAUAGCUUAUACGUAUAUAUGGUUAUGGAUUAUAUUGAAGGGGGUGAGUUGUUCACAUUAUUGAGGAAAUCACAAAGGUUUCCCAUUCCAGUUUCUAAGUUUUAUGCAGCUGAAGUAGUUUUAGCAUUAGAAUAUUUGCAUAGCAUGAAUAUUAUAUAUAGGGAUUUAAAACCAGAAAAUAUUUUAUUGGAUAGGAACGGGCACAUUAAAAUUACAGAUUUUGGUUUUGCAAAAUAUGUUCCAGAUGUAACUUAUACAUUAUGCGGUACUCCAGACUAUAUUGCACCCGAAGUGGUUAGUACCAAGCCUUACAACAAAAGUGUUGACUGGUGGUCUUUAGGUAUUUUGAUUUUUGAAAUGCUGGCUGGGUAUACUCCAUUUUAUGAUUCUAACACUAUGGAAACUUACGAAAAUAUUUUAAACGCACCUUUAAAAUUUCCUGACUUUUUUCCUUCAGAUGUACGUGAUUUGUUAAGCAAGUUAAUUAGCAGAGACCUAACUAAAAGAUUAGGUAACUUACAAAAUGGUACUCUGGAUGUUAAGAAUCAUCCAUGGUUUGGUGAAGUUGUUUGGAUGAAGUUACUGACAAGAAAUAUCGAAACUCCUUACGAACCGCCUAUUCAACCUGGUAAAGGGGACACUUCUCAAUAUGAUAGAUAUCCUGAGGAGGAAAAUAUGAAUUAUGGCGUGACUGAUCAACCUGACCCAUUUCAUCAUUUAUUUAAUGAUUUUUAA